Molecule: messenger RNA, 525 nt
Organism: Staurois parvus
Lineage: Eukaryota; Metazoa; Chordata; Amphibia; Anura; Ranidae
Source: the annotation of a GenBank genome assembly
GAUGGGCCAGUGAAUCCUGAACGGUACUUAGGCUGGGCCAAUGCCUUCCUAGUGGUCUACAGCAUUGAUAACAAGAAGAGCUUUGAGGGUUGUCUUCAAUACUUGGAGAUAAUCUCUCAGUAUAACAAGGGAGCCAUGCACGAGAGUCCAGUUCUGCUUAUAGGAAACAAGCUUGACAUGGAACGUUACAGACAGGUCAGCAAGGCAGAUGGUUCAGCUCUUGCCUCCCGUCAUGGCUGCCUUUUUCGGGAGGUCUCUGCUUGCCUGGAUUUCCGACUGGUUCAGCAGGUGUUUCACGAUGCUAUACACGAAGUGAGGAGAGAUGCAGACAGAUCUGCUCAUAUGAAACCACCAUUGUACAUCAGCGAGGAGAGGGCUCUGCUUGGCCUGCCUCCCAUGUCCUCCUGUUACAAAGAGAUCCCCUCUGUGGCUCAAGCCAAACUUGUUACCGUGAAGUCAUCUAGAGCCCAAAGCAAACGUAAGGCACCAACGUUGACCCUUCUGAAGGGGUUUAAGAUUUUUUAA